Tachyglossus aculeatus (Australian echidna) is the source of this 1146-nucleotide messenger RNA. RefSeq names its product thioredoxin like 1 (gene TXNL1). The record is from RefSeq and is a predicted model, not a curated record. The transcript is spliced from 9 exons. NCBI's taxonomy places the organism in Eukaryota, Metazoa, Chordata, Mammalia, Monotremata, Tachyglossidae. Bases 92 to 970 code for a protein of 292 amino acids.
GGUGACCGCCGCGGCCUCCUCCUCCUCAGUCUGCUCCUCGUCUCCGCCGGCGCCGCACGCUCCGCCGGUCGUCGCCGUCCCCGCCGGGAAGAUGGUGGGCGUGAAGGUGAUCGGGGCCGACACGGACUUCCAGCCCGAGCUGAGCGGCGCCGGCUCCCGCCUGGCCGUGGUCAAGUUCACCAUGCGAGGAUGCGGACCUUGUUUAAGGAUAGCACCGGCUUUCAAUGCUCUAAGUAAUAAGUAUCCCCAGGCAGUCUUUUUGGAAGUGGAUGUACAUCAGUGCCAGGGAACGGCCGCUACCAACAAUAUUUCGGCAACACCCACAUUUCUCUUUUUUCGAAACAAAGUGCGAAUCGACCAGUAUCAGGGAGCAGAUGCCGUGGGAUUGGAAGAAAAAAUAAAACAGCAUUUAGAAAAUGACCCUGGAAAUAACGAAGACACCGAUAUUCCAAAAGGCUAUAUGGAUUUGAUGCCCUUCAUUAACAAAGCUGGCUGUGAAUGUCUUAAUGAAAGUGAUGAGCAUGGAUUCGAUAAUUGCUUACGGAAGGAUCCUUCUUUCUUGGAAUCUGACUGUGAUGAGCAGCUGCUUAUUACCGUGGCUUUCAAUCAGCCUGUCAAGCUUUAUUCUAUGAAAUUUCAAGGCCCUGAUAAUGGUCAAGGACCCAAGUACGUGAAAAUCUUCAUCAACCUUCCCCGAUCUAUGGAUUUUGAAGAAGCGGAAAGAAGUGAGCCAACUCAAGCCCUGGAACUCACACAAGAUGAUAUUAAAGAAGAUGGCAUUGUCCAACUUCGCUACGUUAAAUUUCAGAACGUUAAUAGUGUCACUUUAUUUGUCCAGUCUAAUCAAGGAGAAGAAGAAACGACAAGAGUUUCGUAUUUUACAUUUAUUGGGACUCCAGUGCAGGCAACGAAUAUGAAUGACUUCAAAAGAAACGUACACACUGGCAGGUUGAGAACUAUCACCCUGUGACCCAGUAGUAGGCAAGAAAGGAGAAAGCCACUAAGAUGUAAAAGACACUGGAAGGCCUUAUUGCAAUCUAAUGGAUCAUCGGUUUAUCUACAGCUCCUGGAUAAUUGCUUGACACUAGCCAGAGACUGUCAGUGUUUCAUUUACUGUCAUUACCAAUAAAUCAUUGCUUUCCUUCA